Messenger RNA from Paramecium octaurelia, 829 nucleotides. The record is from the annotation of a GenBank genome assembly. NCBI's taxonomy places the organism in Eukaryota, Ciliophora, Oligohymenophorea, Peniculida, Parameciidae.
AUGUUAUAUUUAGCAACAUAAAUAUUGAUUAAUACUAACAAAUAUCACUUUCGAAAUUCAAUUUUCCAUUUUCGAGAAUACUUGAAAAGAGUCCUCUCUCCGAUUGAAGAAUUUAUUUUUUUACAGAAUAUUGACAUUUUUCUAUAUUAUCUAUUGUAGAAGGAGUGGAUCAGAAACAUUCUUUUUAAAAAUAAAUAAUUAUAGAAAAUAAAACAUUGUAUAUAAAUAGCUGAUUGUUAAACUUCUCAAGAUAUUAGUAAAGUGAUUUCUAUUCAUCCUUAAAUAUAAAAUGAAUAACACAAUUCAGAGUCAAAUUUAGAUUCUUAACUAAACUUAAGAGUUGUAGAAUUGACUUAGAAAUAUACACAUAUGUGGAAAACCAUAAUCUUCUAUAAAUUCAAUAUAAUAGCCUUAAUAAUAAAUAUUUGUUGUAUUAAACACUGGAUGUAUUAACCUAAGUCAUCAUUUAACAUAAAUCAAGUUCAACCCAUCUAAUGCUCUUAAUUUCAACACAUUUAACGUAUGAUCCAACUUUAGCAAUACUUAUUCUUAAUAAAACAAUUCAGAAACUCACAUGAUGUCACCAGAAUAUAAAUUUCUAAAUUAAGAAGAACUAUUAACGUAUGAUUCAUUAAGAUUAGCAGAAUAAUUAGAGCGAACACUUUUUAACUUAAAAGUUUCUAUUCUCCUCUACUCAUUAAGAGUUUCCUUUAAAUCUGCUUAAUAGUUUUAUCAUAAGAGUUAUAUUCGAAUCCAGUAAGUAUAGCCCUACAUGAAAGUUUCAAAAUUCAAUCUUAUACGAAUCAUGAAUAUUUCACAAUGAUAUGAU